AUGCGGUUUGCUUUGGAAACCACAGACAUCACACAUAUCACAUUGGCGCUUAUCUCCUUAGACCCCAACUCCCAAAGACCGACGGUGCUGUUGGUGUUUCCCCCCCGAGGAAAGGAUGAGACUCGUGCCGCACUGGAUACACUCAGCGACUUCUUCAUCUGCGCACCAUCAACAUCAAGGCCCAUAUUCUCAAUCAGCAGCCUCAAAAUGUUCUUUGCUAGAGUCUUCCUUCCUAUCGCCGCCAUCAUGGCAUCUAUUCUCGCUGCUCCAGUCCAGCCCAAGGCAGACCUCGAACCCAGGUUCAUCUACGCGAGCCCUUCCAUUGCCUCAUUCGGCGACGAGGGCCCGGUUGAAGAUGCUACGACAGAUGCCUCGACUGCUUGUGUUGAAUGCUUCUGA
Colletotrichum paranaense is the source of this 399-nucleotide messenger RNA. RefSeq lists its product as uncharacterized. The transcript has 2 exons. NCBI's taxonomy places the organism in Eukaryota, Fungi, Ascomycota, Sordariomycetes, Glomerellales, Glomerellaceae. The record is from RefSeq and is a predicted model, not a curated record. The coding region runs from base 1 to 399 and encodes 132 amino acids.